This is a messenger RNA of Melanotaenia boesemani (Boeseman's rainbowfish), 512 nucleotides long. RefSeq names its product C-C motif chemokine 4-like. Gene Ontology annotation, molecular function: CCR chemokine receptor binding; chemokine activity. The record is from RefSeq and is a predicted model, not a curated record. The transcript is spliced from 3 exons. Gene Ontology annotation, cellular component: extracellular region. Gene Ontology annotation, biological process: cellular response to interleukin-1; monocyte chemotaxis; positive regulation of ERK1 and ERK2 cascade. NCBI's taxonomy places the organism in Eukaryota, Metazoa, Chordata, Actinopteri, Atheriniformes, Melanotaeniidae. The coding region runs from base 55 to 378 and encodes 107 amino acids.
ACAAAGAGAAGAGAGACACAAGCAGCAAGAAGAGAAACAACAGAAGCAAACAAGAUGAUGAUGAUGAUGAUGAAGAACCCCAUUUUUCUGGUGGCCUGCGUCUUGCUUUUGUCAUCUCUCACUGUCCUGGCGUCUGACAAUACCUUUGGUCCGGACAAAUGCUGUUUUAAGUUCGUUAGCAAACCUCUGCCUAAGAAGAAGGUGGUGAGCUACAUACACACGGACAAUCUGUGUUCGAUGGAGGGUGUGCUCUUUAAAAUGGUAAGAGGUAAUGAAAUCUGCGCCGACCCAACUCAGUCCUGGGUGAAGAAAGUCAUGGAGGCUGUAGACAUCCAGAUUGGGAGAGUGACCAGCUCCACGCCCAGCGCAUCUGAGUGACCCAGUGUAUACUUACCAUUACACUUAAAAAAAUAUCUGAGCCAAGUAAAAUUUAUGUAGAAAUUUAUCUUUAUUCUCACCACUGUUAUGAACAAUAUUUUCUAUAUGGAUUAACAAUAAAUCUAAACUAAAUA